AUGCCAUCAACAACUUCUUCACCGCGCAUCGCCAUUAUCGGGGCUGGGCCUGCUGGGUUGACACUCUAUCUCCUACUCCAUGCCCGUGGGAUCAAAUCGAUUAUUUUUGAGCUUCGCCAGAAACCUACCGAGGAAGAACUUUCCAAGCCAUCGGGGUGUUUAGACCUUCACCAGGAAUCUGGUCUCGCUGCUAUCAGAGAAUGUGGAUUGUGGGAGGAAUUCAUCCGAUUAACGGGGGACUGCACCGAGGCGCAAAAGGUUACCGAUAAAGAUGGUAUCAUUCUGCACGAGGAUCAAGGGGAGUUGAGUGAUCGCCCAGAGAUAUCCCGUCAUGCGUUGAUCAAGCUGCUCGCCUCUCAUCUACCCGAGGAUUCCAUUAGAUGGUGUCAUAAGUUAAUGUAUGCGGCAGAGAUUCAAACUACCGCCGGAACCAAGGUGCAGCUCGACUUUGGUGUCCAUGGAAGACACUUUGCCGACUUUGUUAUUGGAGCCGACGGAGCCUGGUCCCAAGUUCGGAGCAUGUUGACUACUGUGAAGCCAUACUACGUGGGCACUCAAAAUAUCACCCUUACUAUUCGACAAUUGACGACAAAAUAUCCACAUCUGGACGUUCUGGUUGGCCGUGGGAGCUUCUCCGCUUUAGGUCUUCGCCAUGGGGUCAUGUCCCAGCGUGGACCCCUGGACUCGGCGAGGAUCUAUAUCUUCUUGACGACCCCCGAUGAACAGGCGGCCGUCACAUUGGGUCUUGCAAAUCAGCCAGCAUCGGCAACAAAGGAAAUGCUUUUCACAAACAACGAACUGCUCGGGCAGUGGGGCGAAACCAUGAAAGACUUGGUGGCUGUUGCCUGUGACGAGGAAACGAUGGAUAACCCGGAUGCCACCAUUGAUAUCCGCCCUCUCUAUACACUUCCGAUCGGUGCAUCGUGGGAGCAUAAUCCAAUUGCAACUCUCGUUGGUGAUGCGGCACAUCUCAUGUGUCCGUGGGCCGGGGAAGGUGUCAACCUUGCGAUGUUGGACUCACUGACCUUGGCUCAUGCAAUUGCCGACGCGGUUCAGUCAGCGGAACAAACAGGUCCAUCAUUUCGCUGGAGACUCAGUCCACUUCUGAGGAAAUGCGAGCAGACGCAGGCAUCCCGAGCCAAGGAAAAGGCAGAGGAAACUGAGACUAACGGGAAAAUGUUAUUUUCAGAGAACGGAGCCCAGAAAUUCGCGAAAUUCUUCCAAUCCGUGUAUGGCAGCGUCGCAGAAACACCCGAAACUCGUCACGAAGAGGCGGAAAGAGAUAAUUAG
Penicillium cosmopolitanum is the source of this 1290-nucleotide messenger RNA. Its product is annotated as FAD-dependent oxidoreductase. The record is from RefSeq and is a predicted model, not a curated record. Gene Ontology annotation, molecular function: FAD binding. The transcript has a single exon. NCBI's taxonomy places the organism in Eukaryota, Fungi, Ascomycota, Eurotiomycetes, Eurotiales, Aspergillaceae. Bases 1 to 1290 code for a protein of 429 amino acids.